Adineta steineri is the source of this 2310-nucleotide messenger RNA. NCBI's taxonomy places the organism in Eukaryota, Metazoa, Rotifera, Eurotatoria, Adinetida, Adinetidae. The record is from the annotation of a GenBank genome assembly.
AUGCCAGAUUCAAAUACUAAUUAUCUUACUCGAGAUAAUGCUACGGGAGUUACAUCAAAAUCAAAAUUCAGAAAGUUCAUCUGGUUAACUAUCGUUUUUUUAUUGGGUAUUGUCAUUGGUAGUAUACCAUCUAUCGUUGUUUAUAUUCAUUCGUCACAUACGGGAUUUAAUCCAUCGAUACCUUCAGGAUGGAAUAUUGAUGAUUAUCAAUCAAAUAGUGAUUAUUAUAAUGAAUUAACAGAAAUAUAUGAUUUUAAUCAAACACAUAAUCUUCGUUUGGAUCGUCUUUCUUCACCACAAUUUCAUCCUCAACAUGGAAGAAGUGUUAUCUAUUUACGAAAACAAUAUCAUAUGCCUGAUUUAAAUGGAUCAACAACAACAUUACAUUGGACAUGUUUACAAACAAAUCAAACUAAACAAUUAACUCAACCUAUUUGGGGAGUAAAUGAUCAACAAUUCUAUUGGGUUGAUGAUAAAACAAUUCUUUUUCUUUCUAAUCGAAAAUCAGAUCUUAUCCAAUUAUUUCAAAUUAAUUUACCAGAUGAUAUAAUAAGUUUAACAAAAUUUAUUGAACCAAUUCAAAUAACUGAUUAUCCAUUAACUAUUGACAAUUUAUUAGUUAAUCGACAAGCAACACGUCUUGCAUUUAGUUGCCAAGUUUAUGCAAAUUUAUCAAUUGAAGAAACAUACAAUCGAACGAAAAUUGAAGAAUUAAGUGGUGAAUUAGUUUAUAAAUUUGAUAAAUUAUUUAUUCGUCAAUGGGAUAAAUUUAUGACUGGUCGUCGUCAUCAUCCAUUUCUUGUUUCAAUUAAACGAAAUCCAAAAGGAAUAUUUGAAUUUAUGUCAACCCCAAAAGAUAUUUUAUUCGGUAUUGAUAGUGAUUCACCAACAAGACCAUUCGGUGAAGGAAAAACUCAAUGGUCAUUUAGUUCAACAGGAAAUUUAUUUGCUUAUACAAGACAACAUGAUGAAAUGAGUGAAGUUGCAUGGUCAACGAAUUUAGAUAUUUAUACUAUUGAUUUAACUUUAUCAAAUUAUAUUAGUAAAUGUAUUACAUGUGAUAAUUUAGCUACAGAUACAGAUCCAAGUUAUUCACCAAUUGAUGAAAAUAUUUUAAUUUAUCGAUCACAAUCUGUACCUGCCUAUGAAUUUGAUCAAUAUAAAAUUAAAUUCUUUAAUUAUUCUUCAAAUUCCACAAUAACACUUUUAAAAGAUUGGGAUCGAAGUAUUCAACAUAUAACAUGGACAAAUAAUGGUCAAUCACUUUUUCUUGAAUUAGGUGAAGAAGCAAGAAAUGUUAUUUAUACAUUUACCGGUAUAACAUCUAAUAGUUCAUUACCUAUUCGUCUUUCUAUGAAUGGUACAUCAAAUAGUAUUAAUAUUCAUCCAGUUAAUAAUAAUAUGUUUGUUUAUGUUCAUGAAAGUAUUGUUGAACCAUCAAAUAUUUAUUUCUAUUCAUCACCAAUAUCAAUUCGAUCAAUAACUGAUCAUAAUAAAAAUUUAUUAUCAAAAGUUCGUAUGAGUUAUUUACCUGAAAAGUUUUCAUUUAUGGGUGUAAAAAAUGAAACAGUAUGGGGAUGGCAUAUUCCACCAGCAAAUGGUACACAUGAAAAAGCUCCACUUGCAUUUCUUAUUCAUGGUGGUCCACAAAGUAGUUGGUAUGAUGCAUGGAGUUACCGAUGGAAUUAUCAAGCAUUUGCAUCACAAGGUUAUGCUAUCAUUGCAAUUAAUUUUCAUGGUUCAGAUUCAUAUGGACAAAAUUUUACUGAUAGUAUUACAGGUGAAUUUGGAUCAUUAUCCUUUGAAGAUUUACAAUUAGGUUUAACUGCUGCUUUAAAACAAUUUAAUUAUAUUGAUGAACAUCGAGCUAUUGCAUUAGGUGCUAGUUAUGGUGGUUAUAUGGUUAAUUGGAUUGCUGGACAUCCACAAAUGAGUCAACGUUUUAAAGCACUUGUUAAUCAUGAUGGAGUAUUUGAUAUGAAAGCAAUGGCUUAUUCAACAGACGACUUAGCAUUUAUCGAACAUUGUUUAGGAAAUGUAACACAAUAUGAUAAUCCAGAAGCAUAUGAAAAAUAUAAUCCUGUAAAUUAUGUUGCUACUUGGACACAACCAAUGUUAGUUAUACAUGGUGGUUAUGAUUAUCGUGUACCAGAUUCACAAGGUAUAAGUACAUUUACAGCGUUACAACGUCGUGGUAUUCCAAGUCGAUUACUUUAUUUUCCUAAAGAAAAUCAUUGGACUAUGAAUUCUAUCAAUUCAUUAGUUUGGUAUCGUGAAGUACUUGAUUGGAUGAGUCGUUGGACAAAAUAA